CUGUGUAGUGUAAUGGAGUCUCAGUUUGUUAGCGGCCAUUGAGGCAAAAGGGAGACCUGCAGAGAGGGGGCUUGGGGGGUCGUGAUCAGGCUUAGCAGGGUACUUUAUUUGGUUUAUUUUUUGCUUUAAUAUUGUUUUUUGUUGUUUCUUCGGGAAACUUAUUUACGUGACCCUAUCGAUCUAGUGGAUUGGCCCGGGAAAAUGGAGAUGAAGAAGCGCAUCAGCUUGGAGUUGAGAAAUAAGUCCCCGUCUGAGGUGGCGGAGUUGGUUUUAGACAACUGUCGGUCCGGCGAUGGAGAGAUUGAAGGCUUGAGCGAUGAGUUUAAAGAGCUAGAAUUCCUUAGUAUGGCCAACGUGGAGCUUUCCUCUCUAGCUAAACUCCCAAAGUUGCCUAAACUCCGAAAAUUGGAACUCAGUGAUAAUAACAUCUCUGGAGGGUUGGACAUGUUGGCAGAAAGGUGUCCCAGCCUCACUUACCUCAACUUGAGUGGCAACAAGAUUAAAGAUCUGAGCACAGUGGAGGCUCUUAUAAAUUUAAAGAAUUUGAAGAGCUUGGAUCUGUUUAAUUGUGAGAUAACCAACCUAGAAGAUUACAGAGAAAACAUCUUUCAACGACUUUCCCAAAUCACUUAUCUUGAUGGUUUUGAUCAAGAAGAUAAUGAAGCUCCAGACUCAGAAGAGGAAGAUGAUGAGGGUGAAGAGGACGAUGAGGAUGAGCCAGGUCCUCCUGGUGAAUCUGAAGAGGAGGAGGAUGAUGAUGAGGAAGAGGCUGGAUCAGAUUUAGGGGAGGAAGAAGAGGAGGAGGAAGAAGUUGGGCUCUCUUACUUAAUGAAAGAGGAGAUUCAUGAUGAGGAAGAUGAUGAUGAUUAUGUUGAAGAUGGUGGAGAUGAAGAAGAAGAGGCAGAUGAAGAAGAAGCUGAUCAGGGUGUGAAAAGGAAAACGGGAUCCAGAAGAUGAGGGGGACUGAAGAUGAGGAUUGAAGCAGUCCAGAAAACUAGGACCA
Bombina bombina (fire-bellied toad) is the source of this 1003-nucleotide messenger RNA. It is a transcript of the gene ANP32E, whose product is annotated as acidic nuclear phosphoprotein 32 family member E. Gene Ontology annotation, biological process: regulation of apoptotic process. Gene Ontology annotation, molecular function: histone binding; phosphatase inhibitor activity. The record is from RefSeq and is a predicted model, not a curated record. Gene Ontology annotation, cellular component: nucleus. Lineage: Eukaryota; Metazoa; Chordata; Amphibia; Anura; Bombinatoridae.